GCGGGCAGGCCGGGCGGGCGCCGACAAUGAGCCUCCAUAAAAGGGAGCGGCGGGGGGCUAGAGCCCCGGAUUGAGCCCUCCCCGCCCGGGGUCCCGACGCUCUAGGUCUCGGGGAGGCCGAGACGCGCCCGUCGCAGGCCGGGCCGGCGAGCGGCGGGCGGCGGGCGGCGGGGAGGGGGCUGCACGGGGCGGGAGGCGGCCGCCGGCUUGCGCGCAGGCCUGCGCGCCAGUCCUCCGGCGUCCGGUCACCGAGAGCCCCCAGGCCGCGCCAUGGCCCUGAAGGCCGAGGGCGCCGCGCUCGACUGCUUCGAGGUGACACUCAAAUGCGAGGAAGGGGAGGACGACGAGGAGGCCAUGGUGGUGGCCGUAAUCCCGCGGCCCGAGCCGAUGCUCAGAGUGGCCCAGCAGGAGAAGACCCCACCGCCAAGGCCCAGCCUGCUAGAGGCAGGCAGCGAUGGCUGUGAGGAGCCCAGGCAGCAGGUGUCUUGGGAGCAGGAGUUCCUGGUGGGGAACAGCCCGGGAGGCAGCGGGCGGGCACUGUGCAUGGUGUGUGGGGCCGAGAUCCGGGCCCCCUCGGCGGACACGGCACGCACCCACAUCCUGGAGCAGCACCCUCACACCCUGGACCUGAGCCCUUCCGAGAAGAGCAAUAUCCUGGAGGCCUGGAGUGAGGGGGUGGCCCUUUUGCAGGACUUCAGGGCCGAGCAGCCGUCCCCGCCCCAUUCAGACUCAGGCCAGGAGGUCGAAGUGGACCCAGACUCCGACCCGGACCCCGAAAUGCCAGCAGAGAUUGUCGUUCUCCUCGACUCCGAGGACAACCCCUCCCUCCCUAGAAGGAGCCGGCCCAGGGGACUCCGCCCUCUGGAGCUUCCUGCGGCCCCUGUCCCAGAGCCGGUAAGCAAGAAGCCACGUGGUCAGAGAUGGAAGGAGCCCCCUGGGGAGGAGCCGGUCAGAAAGAAAAGAGGCAGACCCAUGACCAAAACCCUGGACCUGGACCCGGACCCGGACCCAGGUGAAGGCGAGGAAGAUCCCCCCUCACCCGGCUCACCCACCGAGACUUUUGCGGCUCCCGCCGAGGUCCGACACUUCACCGACGGCAGCUUCCCCGCUGGCUUCGUCCUCCAGCUCUUCUCCCACACCCAGCUCAGGGCCUCAGACAGCAAGGACUCGCCCAAAGAGGGGAGAGUAGCAGAAGGAGGUCUUCUCCAGCCGGAAAGCCCCUCCCCAGGACCACCUUAUAAAGGAUUAUUAUGUCCACUUUACAGAAGAGGAAACUGAGCCUUGGGCAGGUGUGUUUCACCCGUGCGACUCCCCGCCUGCAAUGAGGGCCAGGAAUCAGUUCUCUUGUCAGACCAGGAGCUGUUCUUUUCUCUGGGUCUUCCCCAUCAGCCUACGCAAAGCUGUUCUUUCUCCCUUCUUGGCCCCUCAUCCCAUCGUAGCCACCGUCCCGUUUAUCCCCGAGCCUUUGCAGCAGAGCUGGAGCACUCUUCUACACUGUCUCCAGUCUGUCUUUAGAAGCCACUUGAGUCAAACUCAUGCUCACCACCCUACACUAAAAUGGCCUUUUUGGCAACAUUGCCAUUGACUUCCAUAAAGUUAGAUCUGGUGGUCAUUUCUCAGUCCUUGUCUUUCCUGACCUGGCAAAAACAAGGAACCCCUCCCUCCCUCCCUCCUUCCCUCCUUCCUGGAGACCCUUUCUGCCCUGGGCCUCUCGGGCAGCAGCAUGCCUGGGUUGCACCUGCCUCUCUUGCUUGUUCUGUCCUAGCUCCCCAAGGGGGAUCCUAUGGUUGUUUUUCUUCCCAUUUCUGGAACAUAUGUUCCUUUGGGUCAGGAUGUUUGCCUGUUUCAUUUACUGUGAUAUCCGCAGUGCCCAGCACAGAAUAGGUACUGCUGCUGUAUUUGGUGGAUGAAUGAAUGACCCAACCGUGGGUCAGGGUCUGCACUCAGCGCCCUGGGUGAUCCCGUCCAGGCUCACAGCUUGAAGGACAGUUCCUGGGCUCACAGUCCCGCCUUUCUCCUCCACCCCAGACCUCUCCCUUCGGUUCCAGCCUCUCUCUUACCCGUAUGACGUGUCUGAUUGGUUGCCUAAAAGAUCCCCCAAACUCGGAGUUUCUGACGGCGUUUCUGAACAGAACCUCCAGUCUCCUCCCCUCCCCUCCAGCCACUCUAUUCGCCCCCAGUCUUCCCUUACGCAGGAAGCUGGCAGCCCCGUUCUUCAGUUUGCUUGGACCAAACCCUCAGAGUCAUCAUCUUCUGUCUCUCUCAGACCCCACAUCCGUCCAUCAGCAAAUCCUGUUAGCCCCACCUCCAAGAUGCUCAGAAUUGACCCCCUGUCACUACCCCUACUGCUGCUACUUUCAUCCAAGCUUCCUUAACAACCUUUGAACUUGUCUCCUAGCUUCUGAGCUUUGCCCUCUGUGGUCGGUCUCAUACAGCAGCCAGAGCCCCUGUUGAAACACAAGUGGGAUCCUGGCACUGCUCUGCUCAGAGCUCUCCAGCACCGUCGCUGUCGCACUUCAGAUAAAAGUCAGAGUCCUCGUGGAGACCAGUGGUCCUCAAACCAGGAUCUUCACCUCUUCUGCCCACCAGGGCAUCUGCAUUUGCUCUUCCUCCCGUCAGGAAUGCUGUUCCCCAGCUAGACACGCCGCUGACUCCUCGCUUCCUGUAUGUUUUGCUCGCGCACCAGCUCUGUGAGGCCCUCCCUGCUACCCCGUCCCCUUCCCUGGUGUACUUUACUUUGCUUCUGUCUGUAUAUGUCACACUGCAUUCUUGCUUUGUUCAUCCUGUUUAUUGGCUCUCACCACUGGAAUGUAAAUUCCAGGAAGGCCACUUGGCCUGCUCCAUGUUCUGGGGAACCCCCAGCAACUGGACUAGUGUUGGGCACAGUAUAGUUGCCCAGUAAGUUAUUGUUGAAUUAAGGAGCCAGUGAGUAGGCUCCACUUGCCCUCGAGGAGCUUAGAGUUUGUCAGGGAGACAAACCAGCUCACGUGACUACAAAGCAGAACUUGUUCAGUCGCAUGACCCAGUGGCAGCCAUUGAGUCAUUGUAAAUCCCGGCAAACAGUACAGCAGAAUUGUACCUGUUUUCUCUGCCAGAUUUUAAAUCACUGGGUCUCUAGAAACAGUGCAGAAGAAAACCACAAAUAAUACAGACGCCGCAACAGUUACAGUCACCGUUUUCUGGCUUUGUUUUUUGAUGUAACUUUUGCGUGUGCCCGUGCCAAACCGGACAUUUUGGUACCUGAACAGUGGCUGUCAGCAGUUCAUGUUCCCUGUCCUAAGGCCUGGUUUUGUCCAUUGUGAGUAGCUCCUCCACGCUGCUAAGUUGGACAUCUGACCCCUGCGUGGUAGGUAUUGACUCGGGAGAUGAAGAGCCUGGUUGAGCUUCCAGAGCAGAGCUGAAUGUUAACCCAGGACUCUCUGUCCAGUGCUCUCUCCUCCGCCCUGCAUAUUCACCUGGUUGCUCCUUUGUGGGCACAGUCAUGUCUUUUUCUGCUUUGGGGUGUUCCCCACCCCACCACCUCUGCCCACACAAGGCAGAACCCAUCAGGCUAGGGUGCCCAGUACGUCCUAGAUGAAACGGAGUCAGCUGAAGGUAGUUGAGGGGAGCGGAGUACAGCACUAAGCGUCCGUGUGCCACAAUACUUGAGGGAGGAAGGCUGCAGAGGGCCUGCACUGAUGCCUGCGGAGGCGCGAUGCCCUUGCGGUUGGUGCUGGUCCUUGGAUGAUCCAGGAGCACAGCCUCCCACUGUCCCCAGGCUUCUCCUCAGACCACAGGUCCUGGGCUAUGGAACUGAAGGCCAGGAAAUGGGGGUGUGGUUUACAGAGACCCUCAGGGGACAUCCUCAAGGUGCGUUGUCUGGAGGUCCCUGACUCUCUCUCUGCUCCCAUCCUUGCCCAGCUCCCCCUCCGGGGCUUCGCGGGACGCUGGAUCUCCAGGUUAUCCGCGUGCGGCUGGAGGAGCCCCCGGCAGUCAGCCUCCUGCAAGACUGGUCCAAGCAUCCCCAGGGCACCAAGGGUGUGGGAGCAGGUGACAGCCCAGAAU
Molecule: messenger RNA, 4044 nt
Organism: Globicephala melas (long-finned pilot whale)
Lineage: Eukaryota; Metazoa; Chordata; Mammalia; Artiodactyla; Delphinidae
Gene: SPINDOC
Product: spindlin interactor and repressor of chromatin binding
Biological process (GO): negative regulation of DNA-templated transcription
Source: RefSeq, a predicted model, not a curated record